Messenger RNA from Caenorhabditis auriculariae, 2472 nucleotides. The record is from the annotation of a GenBank genome assembly. NCBI's taxonomy places the organism in Eukaryota, Metazoa, Nematoda, Chromadorea, Rhabditida, Rhabditidae.
AUGCAACUGUUUGUCCUUCUGAAUGAUCACCAAGAUGUCACACGCAAUAGUUUCAAUUUGGUUAUGGACGAAAAGGUAUUCUAUAAUUACUGAUCAUAUAGUAAUUCAAAAAAUCGAUUCAGUCGACUUUGAAUCAGCUGGGAGAAAAGAUUUCGUCAGGAUUUAAUAUUAACCGAGACCACCUGCGUUUAUUUUUCGCUGAUGGUCAAAGAAUUGUCGGUUUUGAUUUGAAUAGCCAGCUUUCUCAAAUUAAACUGCACCAUCUGGAUAAAAUUAUUGCCGUGAGUUUUCAAAUUUUCAUUACAUUUUCUCUUGGAUAUAGAUAAAGUAGAGUAUAAAUUUAAAAAAAUUUUUGAGAUUCAAAAAAAUGUUGUUCAGUAAGCCAAAAUUGUAUAAAAAAAUUAUUAUACAGCUAGUGGAUUAUAUAAAAUGGUUCUCAAGUUAUUGAUUAUUUUCAGAAACAUUCAAUGUUGGGGAAUUGGAUUGCAUUUGUAAAACGUUUGGAGUCUGCACAGAAGGCGAAGGCAUCAAAUAUGUCAGUGGAACCUGAAGUCGACUGCGCAUCGAAGCAGCUCAAAGCUCUCAUUGAAAGCAAUUUCUUUGUCGCCUAUCCGAGAUUUGAUGAGACGCGUCGUAUAUUCGAGGACCAGUUCAGUUUUUAUUUGAACUCCGAAUUUGAAAACAUGGAGAUCGCAUCAAAACACUACUUCUCAAUCAUCUAUAAUGAAAAUCCUGAAUGCCCAACUUUAGAGAUAAAGUGUGUUAAAAAAAGAAAAAGCGGUGUUCAGGUGAGUUAUUGCCAUUGAAUUUCCGAUUGAUUGUGACCAUUUUUAGAGAGGUCUGGAGUGUCAUGUAUAUCGAAAUGGAGAAAUGACGAAGAUAUAUCAUGUCAAAAUCCACACACGAACAGCUAAAUGGCACGACAAUGAAAGCUGCGAUCUCCGCGAGCUUUUUGCUUACAAGUUAUUGGAACUCAUUAAUGUCGGACCGAAAGUGCAUUUCUUCCCGAACAUGCAUUAUUCUGGAUUUGGACUCUAUAUCGCCACUGAAGACAGUAAGUUAUUUUGUUAGAUAGAUAAUUGAAACAUUAAUAUGAUUUAGUUUUUGGAUUUCGCCAGGAAGCUGAUAUUGAUGAAGAGAAUCCAACGAGAAUGGCUCAGCUUGAACUUCUUUCUUGUUGCUUAUUUUUGAGUGAUCUCAAAAGCAACGACGAAAAUUAUGGUGCUGAUGAUCAAGGACAACUGAAAAUUGUUGAUUUCGAAGUAAGUUUGGAUUUUUUUUUAUUUCAUAGCAAGUUCCUUGACUAUUUAGGUUGGUGGUCAUGACGAAAGUUCAGAAAACGUUGCAAGAAAGUUUUUAUCUCGAAAUACGCAAAUACGUGUUGAUGUUGGAAAAGCUUCUUUUUCAUCUUGGGACCUUCUCAAGAAUAUCGAUUUGGCCAAUACUGCUAUCGAAAAUCAGAAGAAGCUGCUAGAAAAACAUUCAAUAACUUUCAAAUCAGACCGAAUCUUGGACGACUAUUUGACUAAUAUUAAGAACAAUGUUAUUACGUUCGCUCAAUUAUUUGAAUAAAAAGUUUUUUCAAGAAAAAAAAAACACUCGAUUGAUCUUUGUCCUACUUUGCCAUUUAUUACAGGGUGCGCGGAAAACACGGACGCAAAUAUAAUUGACUGUAAAUGUACCGCAGUAUUAACGAUGUGUUUCAAAGUUUAUCGGAUAGUUUCUUUAGAACAAUAAAAAAAAACAGCAAUUAAGAUUUUCAACAAGACCGCCGCUAUUGCGAAUGCAGAACUGAAAACGCUUGUUCGACGCCGAUUUAGGCUCAUUUUCGCUCAAGGGAAGCCUUCAGAGGUUCGAUCUUCUGAUGUGGUGGAGUACAGGCCUUGGACUCCAGACGGUCCCAUACGGAGUAGUACAGCGGAUUCAGAUCCGGCAAAUAGGGCGGCCAUUCUGAAGAUUUGAUGAAGCCAGAAAGCUCUUUCUUGCACCGCUGUUUGAGGCUCUUGGCCUCUGUGUCUUGUUGGAAAAUCCAUGGCCUGUCUCCAAAGUGUCACCUAGUCCAUGGGAGCAGUGCCUUGAUUGGAGCCCAAACGAUGACCGAGAAAAGAUGGCUCUUGCGACUGACAAAUCUUUCCCUCAAAUUAGAAGUUUGGUCGUUGAGGGCAAUGAUCCUAUAGUUUUGACGAUUCACUGCUUUCGAUCGACCCUUGUGGCUCUUAUCGGCUUGGUCAGGAUUUGUGCUUUCUGUAUCUUGAACUGUUUCAUAUGUAGUUUAUCCGUGGAAGUCCUCCCAGACCUUCUCGGACUGAUGAAGUCGCGGACCUUUUUGUUUUUUCUGCAGGUGAAGCAGUGGCCGGUCGUCCGUUCCGAGAGCGGUCUUCAGUAGUACCGAGCUCAUUGAAACGUUUGAUGGUCUUUGACAUCAACGACGAGUGGACGUCGAGUUGUUGGGAGAUGAAAGAGUUGCUGUGA